GAAGAGCGAGCGAGAGAGGCUUAGCGGGGUUAGGCAACCUUUUUUGAAUUUCACCCUUUGCUUUAAAAAAAAAAACCUUGAGACUUGAUCAGUCAGUAUUCUGGAAUAGAUCAAUUAUGCAUGUCAUUACCGGUGACGAGGCGGGUUUAGUUAAAUGUUAACGAGCCACUCCCACUUCGUCGUGCAAAGAAAGCCAAAAAUGAUCAAGACGACGACGAGAACGAAAAAAAGAAAAACGAACCCCAGAUGACAGUAAAGAAGUUCAGCACCAUUGACAAGAGUGAAGGUGUACAGAAACUCUGCUGGGGUGUACUCGACGGCAAGCGCUAUAUUGUUGCAGCUCGCAAGAGUGGCAAAGUACAAUACUUGGACGUCGAAACAGGCGAUGUCGAACGCGAAUACCGUGACGAACAUGUCAACAAAGAAAGCGUAUUUGUUGGAUUACAUGCGGACGAAAAGCACUUGAUGACAUGCACCUCGUCAGGUCAUGUCUCGUACACAUUGCUUUCAUCUUACGAAAAAACCAAUACCAUCAACACCACGACCUGUAUAUCCUCGAACUUGGGCGCAGAUCUUUGCAUCAUGCGCGUCCAUCCUACGAAAACCCACCUGUUUGCCGUGGGAGGCAAGGAAAACGAUCUCAAAGUCUAUGACGCCAACUUACUCAAAGAAGAAGACGGUGAAAAGAAGGGAUUGGUGUUCCAGGCUAAAAACGUCAAGAAUGAUUUCUUGGAUCUGCGCGUCAAGGUGUGGAUACAUGACUUACAGUUUUUGAACGAAGAAGGUACUCGUAUUGUCACAGCAACACACUAUCAUCAGAUCCGUGUAUACGAUACGAGAAAACAGCGCCGGCCUAUUUCCGAUUGGGAGAUUGGCAAAACCCCAUUAUUGACGCUGCACAUUGGAAGCGAUCUUGACCAUGUCAUUUACACAGAUACCAUGAGCAAUGUGGCCACAGUCGAUUUGCGGAAAGGUACUGUGGGAGCACACUACAAGGGAUUCACUGGCGCUGUUUCCGAUCUGCUUGUUGUCCCGCAGCCAUCACUACUAGCAGCAGUAGAAGAAGAUAGCAAGAACAAGGACAAGAAGCAACAAAAACCCGUGCUGGCGAGUGUAUCCCUGGAUCGGUUCUUGCGCGUGCAUGAAAUGUCCACUCAAUUCCGUCGUGUCGACCAUAAGGUGUACUUGAAACAACGAAUGACAUGCAUCCUUGUGGAUGAAACGUUUGAAUUCCCCAAGGAGGAGGAUGAAGAACAGGAGGAACAGGAAGAAGACGACAUGUGGGAGGCUAUGGACACAGUGGCAGACGUCGACAAGCCAAAACGGAAACGAGCUUAAAUCCCCAUAUUGUUUUGUUUUCCAUCCACAUCAUUUUAACCAUCAUCAUUUGAAAGUCUCUCGGCAAUAAGUCCUCGCCUCUCCCAUACUAGUAGAAUCUCUCAUAUAACAACAUACACCUAAAUCUCGCUCUCAUUUGCUCAAUCUUUUAAUGUACAAUCUUGCAUCCAUCUCACAUUAUCCUCGUUAAAAUAAUUUUACAGUAGAAUUUAUAUAUAAAAAGUUACUUUUUUUAUUCAUAUAAUACAUCUAAUGUCUCGAG
Zychaea mexicana is the source of this 1600-nucleotide messenger RNA. RefSeq names its product WD40-repeat-containing domain protein. The transcript has 4 exons. The coding region runs from base 247 to 1338 and encodes 363 amino acids. Gene Ontology annotation, cellular component: preribosome, large subunit precursor; nucleolus. NCBI's taxonomy places the organism in Eukaryota, Fungi, Mucoromycota, Mucoromycetes, Mucorales, Lichtheimiaceae. Gene Ontology annotation, biological process: ribosomal large subunit biogenesis. Gene Ontology annotation, molecular function: protein binding. The record is from RefSeq and is a predicted model, not a curated record.